CGGUCAUCAGUUGGGUGAAUCGAGACCUUUACCUUCUGCAAGUGAGGCAACCUCAGGCAAGCUCUUUCUCCUGACGGUAAUAGAGAUGACUCUUCUGUCGAAUCGAGUGCACCCGGCUGAUCUCAAGCCUGGCGACCACAUUUACACAUGGCGGUCUUGUUAUGCUUACACCUAUCAUGGGAUCUAUGUGGGAAAGGAUGAAGUUGUUUUCUUCAAUGGGUUUAUGCACAACCUUCAUAUAAGCCAGCUGCACAGGAUUCACUCCAUCUCAGCAGGAACUGUGCACUCGUCAUCGACGCCACUGAGAAUCUCUGCUCCAACACCACCACACUCCGAUCCCUCCAUGGUCAUAAAACCAUUGUGCCCUUCUGCAGCGGUUUCUGCAGCAUCUUCUUUGAUCUCCAGCUCUGGCAUGCGUUCGCCAGUAGUUUCCCUUUGUAACUCGUUGCCACCUAUGCCUGCCACGCAAGUAGAGACUGCAGCACCUGCUGUGCCUGCAGUGCCCGCGACUCCUGUUGCAUCUGCUGAUGCCUUGUUGGUGCCUUGUGUCGCUGCCUCCCUAGCAGGUGAUCCGUCCAUCAGAGCGUCCACUUUGUGCACUGCUGUGCCUGCAGUGCCCGCGACUCCGGUUGCAUCUGCUGAUGCCUUGUCGGUGCCUUGCGUCGCUGCCUCCUUAGCAGGUGAUCCGUCCAUCAGAGCAUCCACUUUGUGUACAACCGAUAUGUCACCUACCCGCUCCACUUCCUUGGACUCUUCCCCUACUUCGCGUGAUGCACAUCAUCUAGUACUAGCUGAGCAAUCAACUUGCUCACAGCCAAACACUGAGCCGGUAGCAAGGAACGAGCAAGAUGCUUGUUGCGAUAAUGCCAUGCACGAGAUUGCUGCGUUAAUGAAAGGCUCCGUGGUCAGGUCGAAUCUGGUGCAAUUUCUUCUUGGAGGAGAGCUUUAUCGCUACCAGUACGGGGUUGCCCGUCUCGCCAAGGUCGUCAAACUAAGGGGCACCUGUACAAUGGCCCAAUCAGAUCCUGCGGAAGCUGUGCUCCAUCGGGCUAAAUAUCUUCUGCAACAUCCUUUCGGGUUUGGGCCAUACGAUCCUCUGCGGAACAAUUCAGAGGACUUUGCCUUGUAUUGCAAAACAGGGUUAGUUUUCUUGCCCGAUCCGGCGGCUGAGGGCGAGAAGCAGGCUCAUGCUGGAGGGAUGGUUGCCGUGCUGAAGAAAGCGGCUUUAGCAGCAAUUAAUGGUACUAUUGCUGCUGUGCAUUCACUGUCUGUGUCAGAGGCGAUUGCACUGUUCGUGUUACACUCGUCAAAAGAGUUUGUUGCGAAAGAGGGACAGCACCAUGCAAAGAACUGCACUCAAGCUUCUGCUGCUAUUUCGACUAUCGCGACAGUGGCAUACGGAGUCGAGCACCCGAUAUCAAUUCCAUUCACGCUUGCCAAGUUCUUGUUGGAGGUGCGAGAGGAAUACAUCCUGAAGCACGGAAUCGAAUGCCUUCCGUCGACUGAUGACACCGUGCACCAACCGAUUCUUCUGUCAGGUAGACUGUCUGGUUCCGUACCCCCUGUCGUGGGGACAGGGGCAGAAACGUCUGAUACAUCUGUGAAGGGAGAGCCAUUACAGCGCUCUCCUUCUUUCUCUCAGCAAUGGACGACCUUUUUCGACUUUGCGUUGGACAGAGCGAAGGAGGUUUUGGAGGCCUCUGCGGAUGGGUGUGGUACCUCCAUAAGGAGCAGUGAAGCUGAUGCCGCCAUCUCAGCGAUCGCUGCCCUCAAGUCAUCGCACACACUUCUUGAGGCUUACAUUAGCUUGCAAUUGAGAGGGGGAGGGGGAGGGGGAGGUUCAAUCGGGUUUGUGUAUGGUGAUGGAUCACAGGAAAGGGUAGAUUCCUCACUUAUCGAUAGGGCAGAAGGAGAGAGAGAGCGUCAUGCAUUACUCCAAAAGAGAAUGAUGUAUGUGAGAGAACCUGACAGAGCGGCAGCUCUGGAUUCACAACAAGCAGGUUGCAGUCGAGCUGCUGCCACUGCAGCUGGCGGUGGUGCUGCUGCUGCCGCAGGUGCGUCAGGGACAGCCACCUCAACGGGUAAAAACAAGAUGAUCUGCAACAGGCCGACAGCGCUGCCCCUCAUGACGACGCCUCCAGGGGACGCUGGUAGAGGAAGCGCCAAACCGGCAUUUGUGGUGGUGGAGGAUGACAGCAAACCGGAUCUAAGGGACUUGCUGUAUGACAGUCUCGAGACAGAGCCAACACUGCUGAAACCUCCGCCUUUUCGCCGGUGAUAGGGAGGAAAAGGAAGAGGAGGGGAGGGAGGUGGGGGAAGAGAGGGAAAUAGAGGAAGAAGGAAGAGGAGAGGGAGGUUUGACGGGGAGAAGGGGGGGGGGAGGAGGCGGGAAGAGGGGUAGUGGAGGAGAAGCGAGGGGGGCGUUUGGUCUGAUGAAGAGGACACCUGGCGGAAAUGCAGUGCGCAACGGCACAGUUUGAGGUGUUGUUGCUGUCCAUGUUCGUGCGCAGUUUGAUGGCAGAGGGUGUAGCUAAAGAUGGCCGAAGGCGGAAGAUGGCACAAAUUUUGCAAGUACACAAGGAUAAGAGGUGCCUCACUGCGACACCUGGUGUCUUCAUUUUCUAUCUGAAGAGAAAUGUCAGUUGAACUUUACAAAAUUGAGGAACUUGAAAUUGUUGUACCUGCUGAGGCAAGAAUGCUUAAGCUGUUCCUCCGCAUUGGAGUUUUUAUUCUUGCAGUUUUUUUUUGUGGCAUCCAGAAAAAGCUCUGUAAUGAGAAGGCCUGUACACAGCUAUGGAAUAGAGAGAAGUGGUAGAGAUGAAUGAAUGUGCACAGAGGAAUAUGUCGUUGUUCAUUUAGCAAUCUUUAGCAUUUGGCCAUGUGGAUUAGCAUUUUGGCUAUGUGGUCCUUAUGUGGAUUAGCAUUUGGCUAUAUGGAAUAGCCAUAGCUAGGAAGCACAGCUUCGACGAAUUUGCUGUUACUUAAAGCAUUUGGCUUUGCCAGACAGUGAGAAGCUAGGAGGGCACGUUUUCAAUUAUGCAUUACUCAGGGUAUACUCACACCAGGGCUUCGGGACUGGGCUCUGGACAGAAUAGCGGUCAGAUGCAUUGAGAGUCGGCCGUAAUUGCUGUCAGAUACGCUAAGGAAAGUCCUAGUGUGCAUAUGCCCUCGGCAGGUGGUGUCAUCUGACCGUUUGAUCGAAAUUCAAACGUAGUUGCGGGGAGAUGUGACCAUCGUUUGUUAACUUUGUUUUCUAAUUUUUUGGCUAAUAAGCUGUAAAGGUGUCCAAUCGUUCCCAGCUCUGAAGUUUACAACGGUGACAAAGCAUGUGGUGAUAGUGGUGGGGUGGGGUGGGGUGAAAUUUAUGGUCUGCUUGCUUGGACGGGACCGUUCCCAUACUGUCGUAGAACGAAAGACCACCUGGAUGUAUAUCAAGACUUUUAGGCAGGGGAAAACAAAAAACAAAAGAAAAG
This is a messenger RNA of Chara braunii, 3473 nucleotides long. The record is from the annotation of a GenBank genome assembly. Lineage: Eukaryota; Viridiplantae; Streptophyta; Charophyceae; Charales; Characeae.